AUGAACACAGCCACCCAGGUUCUGUGGUGGAAAGUCGAGGGCGUAGGAAGGGCUGAAGUGGAUGCCACGGAUACCUUGAAGCGAUCCACGCAACUCAUCGUCAUUCUCGACCAGGUCCUCUCUUCUCAAACCUCACCGGCAGCCUCCGCUUCCGUGACGGCAAACCUAGUUCAGUCUGAACACGACAUAACCCACGGAUUGGCAUGCCUAAUAGACCUCUUCCUCUUCGCCGCUGCACGAAACACUAGUCUCAACUCACUAGAGCUCCUCGUAUCCUACCUCGUCGAACUAGCCAAACAACCCGAUGCUAUCAACGAAGGCCCCGAGCCCAAGGUAUGGGACGAAGGCGGAGGCGUCAUGCACGAUAUACCAUCCGGUGCGCCAAUCAUCAUAGAAGGAAAACAGCUAUGGAGUGAGUUACCGAUGUUAGGUUGGAACAUCACGGAAUGGUUUCAAGAGGUUGCGGCGGCUAAAUGGAAGGACAUAAACAAGCUGAUCGCGGUCAUCGCACGGAAUCCUGACGCCCAGGUUCUACCAUCACUCGCCGGUUACAUCAAUCUCUCUCGUAUAACUUUGUCCAUGGCACUGGAACAUAGUCUCAACACGCGGCUGGGCAAGAACACCGCGAUGCAUCUACCCGCCGCUGCGUUAUGGUUUUCGAUCGCGGGUGGGGAGCUAGAGAGGAUGUGUGAGGCCGGCGAGCAGAAAAUGGCUGCUGGAGAUGUUUGGGCAGAAAGAGUAAAGGAUAACGGGAGCGGAGACAGUGCGGUGGUUAAUAUGACCAGAUUACAGUUCUGGAAAGAGAGGUUGGCAGAGUUACAGCAGAUGUAA
Molecule: messenger RNA, 831 nt
Organism: Alternaria postmessia
Lineage: Eukaryota; Fungi; Ascomycota; Dothideomycetes; Pleosporales; Pleosporaceae
Exons: 4
Coding region: 1-831 (276 amino acids)
Source: RefSeq, a predicted model, not a curated record